Molecule: messenger RNA, 1107 nt
Organism: Schistocerca piceifrons (Central American locust)
Lineage: Eukaryota; Metazoa; Arthropoda; Insecta; Orthoptera; Acrididae
Exons: 5
Coding region: 276-935 (219 amino acids)
Source: RefSeq, a predicted model, not a curated record
AGUCUGCUGUAGGAAGAUAUUAUUCACUACAGAAUUCCUGUGAUCUUGCUGGACCUCUCAUUUAGCCAUCUGUAAUAUUAUAUGGCUGGUCACAGAGAGACAGUACUAUGGCUUUAGUAACUGCUGUAUAAGAUUGAUUGCCAAUUUUAGAGCCUUGCAACCCCGCCCCUGAUAAAUUUCUGCAAACACCAGUAUCAAAUUAUUGGAAGCGAGCUUAAAACAUCAGAUGGUGUAUUUUAACAAAAUGGACUACACAUAAUAGCUCUGCUAGGAAGAUGUUGAUGCAGGCACUGUUUGUGGUUGUGCUGGCAUCAUUCUGCAAUGCACAGUUUCAACCACAACCAGCAGGUCGUAUCUUAGAGCCACCUGUUCCAACUCUCUGUGCACAGAGGAAGAUUCAUGAACACUUCAAUGGCAAGGGCUAUUUCUUCUCAUGGAAAGACUCACAAACACAAACUCCUGAAGACUGGCUUGGUGGUCGUAACUGGUGUCGCAUGCGUUGUAUGGACCUUGUCAGUUUAGAAACUACAGCUGAGAACGAGUUCAUUAAGAAGCGAAUUGUUGAAGGAAACCAACGUUACAUAUGGACAAGUGGGCGUCUCUGUGACUUUAAGGGUUGUGACCGCCCAGAUCUGCAGCCCCUCCAUAUUAAUGGUUGGUUCUGGACUGCUGAACUGACUCGUCUUCCACCCACAACUGACAGACAUCAAAAUGAUUGGAGUCAUACUGGAGGACUCAACAGGCCCCAGCCUGACAACAGAGAACCUCAGCAGGGAGGAGCUCCAGAGAACUGCCUUGCUGUGUUGAACAAUUUCUACAAUGAUGGCGUUCACUGGCAUGAUGUUGCUUGCCACCACCGCAAACCAUUUGUCUGUGAAGACAAUGAUGCUCUUUUGAAAUAUGUGCGAUACACCAAUCCCCAUCUGAAAGUAUAAAACACUGUAAGUGCUGAUAGGAACAAUAAAAUUUUUAUAACAAGCCUCAUUCUACAUGCAUGAAAGUCACCUGACUUGUAUUCUUACAUUCAUUUCAAAACACUGAAAGUAAUCCACCACUGGAAGUGAAUAGUAACACAAGAUCUAACCAGAAAACUGAGAAAAAUCUGCU